Chenopodium quinoa (quinoa) is the source of this 1121-nucleotide messenger RNA. RefSeq lists its product as uncharacterized. Bases 1 to 732 code for a protein of 243 amino acids. The transcript is spliced from 6 exons. The record is from RefSeq and is a predicted model, not a curated record. NCBI's taxonomy places the organism in Eukaryota, Viridiplantae, Streptophyta, Magnoliopsida, Caryophyllales, Amaranthaceae.
AUGAACUUAUCUUUCUCAAUCGUUAUGCUAUGCAUGAUUAUAGUUAGAGGUGUAAAUUCGGAUAAUCGGAUGGAGUUUGGGUCAGUCAAGUUAAAGCAAAUCCGAGCAAUUUCGAGCAAGAAUUUAGACCAAAAGCCCCAAGAAAUUCGAACCCUUAAACCCAGAAAAAUUGAUUGUUUCCGACCAAAAAUCCCCCAUUUCGAGCAAAAAAUCAACUCAAAUGCGUUUCGAAAUGAUAGGUUUGAUCCUCAGUCGUAUGUUCAGUCCAAAUGCUCUCUUAAUGAGAAGGUGCCAUUGCUGGCCCAAUCAAACCCUAGCGGUGCAGAGAGACUACCGCCAGGGAUAGUUGCUUCUAAGUCAGAUCUCUAUCUCCGUAGACUAUGGGGUCUUCCUAGUGAGGAUCUGAAAACCAAGCCUAAGUAUCUAGUGACCUUCACAGUUGGCUUAGAUAUGAAAGAAAAUAUUGACAAAGCAGUUAAAAAGUUCUCAGACAACUUCACUAUUCUGCUCUUCCAUUACGAUGGUAAGACGACUGAGUGGGAUCAGUUUGAGUGGUCAAAACGUUCUAUCCAUGUCAGUGCUCGAAAACAGACGAAAUGGUGGUAUGCAAAACGAUUUCUACAUCCUGACAUUGUGGCACCAUAUGAUUACAUAUUUAUCCGGGACGAAGAUUUGGGAGUGGAUAAUUUUGAUUCUGGAAAGUUAGCACUCUUUCUGCAUCAUAUCCUCUAAUGUCUUGAGCUAUUCAGUACACAACUUUUGUCAUUUAUUUUUUGUUGAAUUUUCAGAUACGUUGAUUUGGUUAAGAAACAUGGUUUGGAAAUUUCACAGCCUGGUGUGGAUCCUAAUAGUCCGUUUACAUGGCAGAUGACAAGGAAAAGACAUGACAGUGAAGUUCACAAGUAAUAACUACUAAUGAUGUAUAAUUUAUGCCCAGUUAUCUUCCUUUGCAACAGAAGCAGGAUGAUGAGUAUAAUGUCUAUGAUAUUGAGAUGUAAUUUAUUGGACAAGUUGUUAAUAUAAUGCCGUCAUUCCCAAUUUUAUGGGUAGGCCAAAUUACAAAGGAGACUCUGCCGAAAUUUACAUUUGCAUUAUUCAAUAAUAUUGCAUUUUAAUUUCAA